Messenger RNA from Gigantopelta aegis, 1356 nucleotides. RefSeq lists its product as uncharacterized. Lineage: Eukaryota; Metazoa; Mollusca; Gastropoda; Neomphalida; Peltospiridae. The record is from RefSeq and is a predicted model, not a curated record. The transcript has 3 exons. The coding region runs from base 152 to 1195 and encodes 347 amino acids.
UUUAUGACAAUGUCCGUUAAUGAACAAUGCAGCUGUAUGCUAACACGUAGUCUACACCAGUACACUCGUAUAUAGUUAAAAACAAAUCACUGAUACGUCCACCAUUUAAAUAAGACUUUUAAAACAUCGAUGAUUAUUGGAAUCUGUGGACAUGAGGAAUAGUUACCAGUUAAUAAUUACAGCGUUCACCUCCCUGUGGCUUCUCUCUAUCACGCUGUACCUUUCAAAUAACAAAAAAUACGAAACGCGCGUGGUUCGGGUAGUGGAGAGGAUUUCGCGGUUCUCUGAUGAAGCUCUGCACCAAGAGAACAAACGUCUGGCACCAGUCGGCAAAUCAGCAGCCAUCUCAGUGGAUCCGAAAAUCAGACACAAGUCGACUAUCGCUAUCUUCAGAGACCAGACUUCGUGGAAAGUGGACACUGAAAUCUGCUCGUCUAAAGAGAAGUUUCAAGGUGCGACUCUGAAAAGCGCAGCCGGUAACACCCUCCUGUACGUCAAUGUCUUUGGUGAUGUCAUCUCCAGACGAGUGGCAAGCAAGCAGGGUUUCUUCGAAAAGGAUUUAGAGGGGCCACUCUUUCAGUGCUUGAAUGAGGACAAAGAUCUGGUUUUCUUGGACAUAGGAGCCAACAUCGGCGUGUUCAGUAUGGCGGCAGCCAAGAAGGGCCACAAAGUCAUAGCCAUAGAGGUGUUGCCAGGCAACGCAGCUAGACUCUGCCGAAGUGCCAAGGACGGGGGGUUCACUGGCAAUGUCACCUUAAUACACAACGGAGUUUCAAAUCACAGAGCUUGGAAUGAUAUCGCCUAUAAAAAAGGAAGGGAAGGGAACGUCUACAUCCGGGAGACUCGAACGCCAACUCGAAACAGCACGUAUUCCAUUUUACUGGACGACCUUCUGGAAGUACUAGACAUGAAGCGUGUUGUCAUGAAAAUAGACGUCGAGAGACACGAGGCCAAGGUACUCGAGGGUGCCAAGAAAUUUUUCGAAAAAGUUGACGUCACGUGCAUUAUGAUGGAAUGGGAACGUCAUCCCAGAAGCCCGGAUGCAUUUCAAAUGAUGGUGUUUAUGGCCAAACACGGAAUGCUGGGAUAUGACCCCCAAAACUUGGGCAGGUCGUUAGAUGCGUCACGCUAUACACAAUGGCCGCGCAAUGUUCUCUGGAGGAAGGUUAGGGACUAUGGACCUUUCACUCCCUGAGACUGCCACAAACAAAUCAUUAUGCCUUAAUUGUUUGUCAUGCUGCACAUUAUUGAAUAAUUUUUUCACCAUUAGGCCACACUUUGUUUUUCUUCUUGAGGAUUAGGGCCUACGGAUUUAUUUAUUUUUUUAAAAGGCAAUGUCGGAGGAUGGAAUUAAAA